AUGGUAUCAGUUUCAAGGCUAGCGGCUAGUAUUUUGCUAGCAGAACCAACAACAUAUCAGGAUAUCAUACUUCCUGGUCAAGCAUCUGUCGAACAAUAUAGCAUCCUACGCUAUAUGGGAGGGUCAGGUCCUUAUGUCCAACAUCCAGGCUAUGGAAUUCCUAAUCAAAUUCCUGAAGAAUGUCAAAUCCAGCAAGUUCAGGUAUUUGCCAGGCAUGGUGAGAGAUAUCCUUCAGCUUCCAAAGGUGAAGAUUUUGAAGGUUUGUUAAAAAAAUUUAAAUCCUACUCAGAACCCUUCAAAGGACCUUUGUAUUUUUUAAAUGAAUAUGAGUACUUUGUGAAAAGAAAGAAGGAUUAUGAGAUGCUAACUACGCCCUCAAACAGUCGUAGCCAGUAUAAUGGAUACGCCGAUGCUAUUAGACAUGGGAUCUUUUUCAGACAAAAAUACGGAUCAUUGUAUGAUGAGAAUUUUGUACUCCCUCUCUUUACUACUAAUAAUAUGAGAGUUUAUGAGACAUCUCAAGGUUUCAUUGAAGGGUUUUUGAGUGAUGAACAUUCGACUGAGAAGUUUAAAAACAUCAUUCUCUCAGAGGAUUCGCAAAUGGGCGCCAACAGCUUGACCCCAGCGAGUGCUUGCUCAACAUGGAGCGACGAUUAUGCAAACGAGAUUGUAAGCAGGUAUAGUUCCAAGUAUUUGGAAUCGAUCAAAAAAAGGCUUCUAAAAGACAAUAAAGGCUUAAAUUUAUCCACGGAUGAUGUUUACACUCUCUUUGAUUGGUGUGCUUAUGAGAUGAACGUUAAGGGAAUAUCACAAUUUUGCAGCCUCUUCUCUCAAGAUGAAUUAGUUAAAUACGAAUACUCCCAAGACUUAUACGGCUUUUAUUCCGAUGGUACGGGAAACAAAGUAAUCAAGCCAAUUGGAUCAGUCCUAUUUAAUGCUUCUAGGCAAUUACUUAAUGAAGAUACUGAAAAUAAAAUAUGGUUGUCUUUUUUUCAUGAUACUGACUUGGAGAAUUAUUUGGCAGCUAUUGGAUUAUUUGAUACAGGAAAGAAUCUUACCCUGAAGUACAUCGAUUUUGACAGGAAAUACACAAAAUCUACUUUGGUGCCUAUGGGAGCUCGUUUAUAUGUCGAAAAGCUAAACUGCUCUGGCAAAAACUAUGUCAGAUAUAUAUUGAACGAUGCCGUGAUUCCUAUUCCAGGGUGCUCGAAUGGGCCAGGAUUCUCUUGUGAGCUAAAUGAUUUCAAUAAUUACUUUUUCAAGAGGCUCGAGGGAGUUGAUUAUAAGGAACAAUGUAACAUUGGAAAUGCUUCAGAUCAUUUAACAUUUUAUUGGGAUUACAUGACAAAAGAUUACUCGGCCCCUUUGAAGAAACUGUCCUAUUAA
Messenger RNA from Priceomyces carsonii, 1386 nucleotides. RefSeq names its product histidine phosphatase family protein. The record is from RefSeq and is a predicted model, not a curated record. The coding region runs from base 1 to 1386 and encodes 461 amino acids. Lineage: Eukaryota; Fungi; Ascomycota; Pichiomycetes; Serinales; Debaryomycetaceae. The transcript has a single exon. Gene Ontology annotation, cellular component: fungal-type cell wall. Gene Ontology annotation, molecular function: acid phosphatase activity.